Molecule: messenger RNA, 747 nt
Organism: Sordaria macrospora k-hell
Lineage: Eukaryota; Fungi; Ascomycota; Sordariomycetes; Sordariales; Sordariaceae
Source: RefSeq, a predicted model, not a curated record
AUGGGUUGUCUUCCCAGCCGCCCUCAACCUUCAAGCGCUGCGGGACCAAGCCAGAGGAUUCCCAUCUCGGAUAUUGUCAGCUUCGCACUUGACAGACAACACCUCUAUGACCAGAACAAGCCGCUCUUCAUUGAUGCCGAAGACCCCAUCCUCUCGUUAUCAGCCAGUCAAACGAUCGCAUUAGUGCCGAGACUGGUCGCGGGGUUGCAUGCGGCCGGACUCAAAAAGGGCGAUGUUGUGUUAUUGCAUCUCGGAAACCAUUAUCUCUACGCCGCUCUGUUCUUCGCCAUUGCUGGCGCAGGUGGCAUCUGUUGCGGCUCUAACCCCGCCCACCAGUUCCACGAUUUGAACCAUGUCGCUCAUCUUUCAGGCCCCAGAUUCGUGAUCACCACCCAGACCAAGACGGCUACCGUCCACGAGGUAUGCACGAAACAAGGCAUUCCACCUUACAACGUCUUUUUCGUGGAACCUCUCGACCACCACGUCCUCCAGCAAAUACUCCGCAGCCCGAGUCGGGUGGAACAACAACUCGGAACGACCCUAGGCCAUAAUGCCCCAGGCAGGCCACUGACGGAUCUCCUUCGCCAUGGCCAAUCCGACUGGAUGACACUCAGCAGCGAAUUGGAGAUGAAGCAAACAACUGCUUGUUACUAUUCUGCUCCUGGACCUACCGGCAUCCCCAAGACUGGUUGCCGUUUCGCACUAUGCCCUCGUGGCCCAACAUAUGGCUCUCCGUCCAGGGGAUGA